Molecule: messenger RNA, 729 nt
Organism: Haliotis rufescens (red abalone)
Lineage: Eukaryota; Metazoa; Mollusca; Gastropoda; Lepetellida; Haliotidae
Exons: 7
Coding region: 116-577 (153 amino acids)
Source: RefSeq, a predicted model, not a curated record
CAGUUUUGGUUUACAAACAAAGCCGAGCCAUGUGACGGCGAGUCGUGUUACACCGCUCGCUAUAAAGGCUGUCUUGUCACCUGCUUGUACACCUCUCUACCUACACUGUCCCGGCAUGACGAAGUGUGUGUUGUAUCUGUUCGUCUGUGUGGCGGUGGCAACUGCCCACAUAUGUAUGAUAAGUCCCCCGCAGAGAGGCUCUAUGCUGGGCAUCAACAAGGCGGGGGCUGAUGACUGCAUGUUGUUGAAAGGACCGUGCGGCGGACGUGCCCCGGGGCCUGCGGUUGCUCUCACUGGAGGCCAAAACUUCACAGUGACCUUUCAAAAAAACCUCGACCACUGGGUUAAGGCGACACCGGGCUACUUCUCCGUCAUGCUGGGCAUGGGGCAGGCGACCAUGAAGGAGCUGGUGAGGAUACCAGACAUGGGGCAGCCAUCCCUUUCCCUCUACUCCAUGAAUGUCACCAUACCGAUGGGCAUGACCGGUAAAGGUUAUUUUAUUCAGACGCAGUAUAUGACCAAAAACCCUAAAGCCCCACCUACAUUCUACCAGUGUGGCGAUGUCAUUCUGAUGUAGGUAUCCCAGCACAAUGAUGGACCAACCAUAUCUACCCAUGGAAUGAAACAACACUACUUCACGCAUAUCUACCCAUGGAAUGAAACAACACUACUUCACUCAUAUCUAUCCAUGGAAUGAAACAACACUACUUCACGCAUAUCUGUCCAUGG